Pelagomonas calceolata is the source of this 3633-nucleotide messenger RNA. The record is from the annotation of a GenBank genome assembly. NCBI's taxonomy places the organism in Eukaryota, Pelagophyceae, Pelagomonadales, Pelagomonadaceae.
AGUCUCGAGACCUCUCCGGUGCCGCGCGGCUUUAAAUCGCGCGCGUACCUUUAGCCGUGCACCGCGCACCCUCACGGGCUUGCGCAGUGAUCACUGCGACCGCACAGUCGCUGCGCGCGUUCAAAUCGCCGCGCGAGCAGCUGUGCGCCAAAGCCCCAGCUAGCCACAUAAGCAAAAGCGCGCGCGACGCCGCGCGCAAGUUAAGAUGGCCGCCAUGGAGCUCGAAACGGGAAAAGUCGACGAGGCCCUCUACAGCCGCCAGCUCUACGUCCUAGGGCGGGAGGGCCAGUCGAAGAUGGCGUCGUCGACGGUGCUGGUUUGCGGCCUGACCGGCACCGGAGCCGAGCUCGCGAAGAACGUGAUCCUGGCGGGCGUCAAGGCCGUGACGCUGUACGAUCCUACUGCCGUGACGCAUCGAGAUCUUGGCGGGAAUCCCUACGCGCGUAUUGCAGACGUCGGCAAGCCGCGGGCCGACUGCUGCGCUCCUCGGUUAGCUGAACUGAACCCCUACGUUACUGUAAGUGUGAUGAAGAACGGGUCUUCCGGUGAAGCCAUGGGGUCUUUGCACUCGUGCGACGUGGACGAGUGGAGCGCGCGCGUGCGGGGGUAUAGGUGUGUGGCCAUCUGCGACGCCGUGUCUGAAGCUGAGUUAAAGGCCAUCGACGACGCCUGUAGGAGGGAGAACGUGUGCCUCGUGGCUUGUGAAUCGAGGGGGGUCUGCACGUCGCUGUUCUGCGACUUUGGCGACGACUGGACAGUGACCGACGCCGACGGCGAGCCCGGCGCGGCCUGCUUAGUCGCGUCCAUCACGCAGACGAAUCCCGCGCUGAUCACGGUCGUCGACGAACAGCGCCACGGUUUAGAAGUGGGCGACAUCGUAUCGUUAACGUCGUGUGUGGGCUGCGACGCCCUCAACGAGAGAGAACUGAAAGUUUUGAGGGUCUGCUCGCCUUACAGUUAUGAAGUAGACGCCGACGCGUCUUCCACCACACCCUACGUGUCGUCGGGCUACGCGCAGCACAAGAAGGGCGGCAAGGUCAUACAACACAAGCCCUACGGGUCGACCUUCGACGACGAUUCAUUCUUACGUUGCGAUUUCGCGAAGUUCGAGCGGCCGCCGACGCUCCAUAAUGCCUUCACGGCGUUGCGCAAGUGGCGCUCUUCCAAUGGAGGAGCCUUCCCUGCCGAGAAGGAUGCUGAUGCUGUGGUAGCUUUGUUCGACAAGACGUCCGAGGACAAGAGCGAGGAGGUCUGCCGCGACUUGGCGCUGACUUCUGCAGGUGAUUUGUCGCCGAUGGCGGCCUUUUUAGGAGGUGUUGCCGGUCAGGAAGUGCUCAAGGCGUGCACGGGCAAGUUCGCUCCUGUCUCCCAGUACCUCUACCACGACUGCCUCGAGGCCUUACCUGAAAGCGCAGACCGCACGCCCAAGAACGACAAGAACGACUCCGUCCGCGUUAUUUUUGGUAAUGACAUGGUCGCCAAGUUAGCGAAACUAGAUUAUUUUCUGGUGGGCGCCGGCGCCAUCGGCUGCGAGGUCCUCAAGAACUGGAGCCUCAUCGGUCUUGGGGAGAAGAGUGCCGGUGGCAAAAUUCUAGUUACCGACAUGGAUAGAAUUGAAAAAAGUAACUUGUCGCGACAGCUCUUAUUCAGAAGCUCUGAUAUCGGCCACGCGAAGUCGACGCGAGCGGCCCUAGCCGCUCAACAACUGAACCCUUGUAUCAAUGUGGAAGGCAUUGAAAAGAGAGUAGGUGCCGAUUCCGAAGACGUCUUCGACGACAAGUUCUGGAGCUCGUUAGAUGGUGUCUGCACGGCCCUCGAUAAUGUGGACGCGCGAUUGUACGUCGAUUCGAAGUGCUUGUUCCAUCAUAAACCGCUCCUAGAGUCGGGAACCCUAGGAACGAAGGGCAACACGCAAGUCGUCGUUCCUCGUCUCACCGAACACUACGGGGCCACGCGGGACCCCCCCGAGAAGUCCAUCCCCGUCUGCACUUUAAAAAACUUCCCCAACAAGAUCGAGCACACGCUGCAGUGGGCGCGGGACUGGUUUGCUUGCGGUGUGGAGGUCCAUGAGCCGCGGCGAUGGCGUACUGGUGGCGUAGAAGCACUUUCGACGACGGCGCGCCGACGCCAAGCUCCGCACGCCAUCGCCGCGACGCGCCCUAGGAGAUUGCCUCACGCCAUCGACGCGCCAUCGACGCGACGCCGUCCCCGAACCUAGAUCCACGCAGGUUCGAAGGAGCGUUCAAACAAGUACCGGAUGAUGUCAACCAGUUCCUCAAGGCCGGCAACGACGCCUUUGCGCAAGAACUCAACAGUCAACCGAACACGAAACUAGAUACGGCUCUGCGAGUCAAGACGAAUUUAGUGGACCAGAGGCCGUCGUCGUAUCAAGACUGCGUGGCUUGGGCUAGACUAGAAUUCCAGCAGUGCUUCCACGACUCCAUCGCGCAGUUGCUCCACAACUUCCCGGCCGACCAGGUGACGGCGUCCGGCGCGCCGUUCUGGUCCGGUGCCAAACGAGCUCCCACACCGCUCCAGUUCGACGCCAACGACGCGACGCACCUCGAGUACAUCCGGUCCGCCGCGGACCUGCGAGCUUAUAACUACGGGUUAAAAGGCUCCGACGCCCCAGAGCACUCUGAGACAUAUAUCAAGAAGGCGUUGUCCAACGUCAUGGUGCCCGAGUUCAGGCCCAAGGAAGGUAUUAAAAUAAGCGCCAACGAGGCGGAGGAGAAGAAGCGCCAGGAGGAGGAGGCUUCCUCGUCCAUGAUUGACGUCGAUCAGGAAACUUCCAGAAUCCUCAAGGAGCUGCCGUCGACGACGUCGCUGGCGGGCAUGCGGCUGGAGCCCUGCGAGUUCGAGAAGGAUGACGAUUCGCACAUGGCCUUUGUGGCGGCUUGUAGCAAUUUGCGCGCUCGGAACUACAAGAUUCCCGAGGCGGACGUGCACCAGUCGCGCUUGAUCGCCGGGAAGAUUAUUCCCGCGAUCGCUACUACGACGGCGUUGGUCGCUGGUUUGAUCACGAUGGAGCUGUUCCACCCGUGCAUAAAUCAACCAGUGCAUCGAACGCGCCGUGAACUUUUGAUGUCCACGCAGGUUCAAACUCCUGCAGGACAAGCCUCUCGAGGCUUACAAGAGCGCCUUCGCGAACCUCGCGAUCCCGAUCUUCUCGAUAACGGAGCCGCAGGCGCCGAAAACCACGGUCAGCAAGAUUCCCGGCGGCAGACGUAAAGGUGAAGAGUGGGCGUGGAGCCCCUGGGACUGCAUCGAGUUGUCCGAUCCGUCACUAACUCUCAAACAGCUCGUCGAUUACUUCCAGGACGAGUACGGCCUCGAGCUCAACAUGUUGAGUUACGGAGUUUCCAUUUUAUUUUCUAGUUUCGCGAACGCGAAGAAAGUGAAGAAGCGCAUGCCCAUGGCUCUUACGGACGUGAUUGCCGACGUGACGAAGGCUCCCGUGCCUUCUCAUAAAAAGUACCUCGUGUUGGAAGCGAUGUUGCAAGAUGAGGACUUCGAGGAGGUCGAAUUGCCUUAUGUUCGGCUGAAGCUGUUCUGAGGUAGGCGCCCCCCCUCUCAAGGAUAAGUAACAUGCGCGGGUCUCACGCGCGGGUUUCGCGAGCGGCAUUCAUUCAA